Molecule: messenger RNA, 2073 nt
Organism: Strongylus vulgaris
Lineage: Eukaryota; Metazoa; Nematoda; Chromadorea; Rhabditida; Strongylidae
Source: the annotation of a GenBank genome assembly
CAUGGGCAACCCUCUUAUUCAAGAAGGAGACAAUCCGGACAUCACGAAAGAAAGGCUUGCUGGCAAUUUCGAUGUUCGAAAAAUGGCCAGCUUCCUAUACGGAGGGGACGAAUGCUUGCAGAGGAGGGCUGAAAUUUUGACAUUUGUCAAAUCGAAGCCAGAGCUGCGCGAUCCAGUUCCAGUUGAAUUUAUGACUCGCGAGGAACGGGUAGAUAAUGCUGCUAGAAAGAUUGUCGCAAUGACUGAACACCUGGAGCAAAUUGACGCAUCUGACUUUUUUGGCGAGGGAAUAGGCAUUAUUGGUACAUAUGCCCAGACAGAGCUUGGACACGGAACAAAUCUAAAGAAUUUGGAAACAACAGCCACUUAUGAUCCAAAGACCGAGGAGUUCAUCAUCAACUCACCCACGAUCACCUCGGCCAAAUGGUGGCCUGGAGCGUUAGGGAAAUCUUCGAAUUAUGCUGUUGUUGUAGCUCAACUUUAUACACAGGGAAUUUGUCGUGGUCCACAUCCAUUUAUAGUUCAACUAAGAGAUCUGGAAACGCACAAACCCAUGAAAGGAGUUCGUGUCGGUGACAUAGGACCAAAAUUCGGCUUUAAUUCCAGUGAUAAUGGAUUUCUUCUGUUUGACAAUUACAGAAUACCUAGAAAGAAUAUGUUGAUGAGACACUCCAAGGUCAAAAAAGAUGGAACAUUUAUAGCGCCAAAACAUUCGAAGUUAGGCUAUGGCACUAUGGUAUUUGUCAGAUCCAUUAUGAUCAAAGAUCAAGCUACUCAACUUGCAGCAGCUGCAUGUAUAGCUACACGAUAUUCGGCUAUCCGAAGACAAGGAGAGAUUGCGCAGGGGUCCGGGGAAGUUCAAAUUUUGGAGUAUCAAACUCAACAGUUUCGGGUGUUUCCGCAAAUUGCACGCGCAUUCGCAUUUAUGUUUGCAGCUUAUGAGAUUCGCGAUCUUUACAUGAAGGUGGUAACCGAACAGCUUACUCAAGGAAAUACCGAUCUUCUCCCGGAAAUUCACGCCUUAUCAUCGGGGCUAAAGUCUGUCGUCACAUGGGAAUCGGCGCAGUCUGUCGUCACAUGGGAAUCGGCGCAGGUGAUCAGAAUUAGUACUCCGUUAUUUACACAACCCCCUUCAAUUCAGGGCAUUGAGCAGUGCCGAUUAGCUUGUGGAGGACAUGGCUACUCUCUGGCAUCAGCUUUUCCAGAAAUAUAUACUUACUCAGUAGGUGGCUGCACUUACGAAGGCGAAAAUAUUGUGAUGUUGCUUCAAGUGGCCAGGUUUCUGAUGAAAGCUGCUGAGGAAGUGCGUGGAGGUAAUGCACGUUUGGCAACUAUCUGUGGUUACAUCGCUAAACCAAAUUCUAAACAUUCUUCAUUAAGUAGCUGGGAUAAAUAUUCAGAUGCUGAAAUUGUACAUGAUUUUGAGCAUGUAGCACGAAAACAGGUAUUUCGAGCUUAUGAAGCUUUAAAACGACAUCAACGGGAAUCUACUGCAGAAGAAGGCUGGAAUCGUGCAUCUAUAGAGCUGUGCAAAGCUUCAAGGGUAAGAAUUUCCUGGGUAUACUCAAGCGUUAGAUACGAAACAGUUGAAAAUGUGCCGCAUACACCUCCACCCCCAAGACUGACUGCAGAAUGCGGCGCGAUUAAUAAAAAGCCAUUAAAAAUGCACGUUCGUCUUUACGUUGUGCGCAAUUUCCUCCAAAAAGUCGCCACUGCACCAGAAACAUCACUGAGAGCAGCUGAUCUAACUAGACUCUAUGCAUUCGAUUUGAUAGCCGCCAGUCAAGGAGAGUUUAUGAGGGAUGGAUUUAUGUCGGAAACUCAAGCAAAUGUAGUUCGAGAAGGAAUUUAUAGAAGUUUGGAGCGGAUACGGCCAAAUGCAGUAUCUUUAGUAGAUAGUUGGGAUUUUGAUGAUACUGAGCUCCAUUCGGUUCUUGGACGACGAGAUGGUAAUGUCUACCCUGCGCUACUUGAGUGGGCUCAACAAAGUCAACUGAAUAAGACAGAGGUAUUGCCAACCUUCGAAAAAUACCUCGGACCAAUGAUGAAAGAUGGGCGAUCAAAAUUAUAAAA